Lactuca virosa is the source of this 591-nucleotide messenger RNA. NCBI's taxonomy places the organism in Eukaryota, Viridiplantae, Streptophyta, Magnoliopsida, Asterales, Asteraceae. The record is from the annotation of a GenBank genome assembly.
AUGGAACCGAACGACAAGAACGCCGGAGCAGUGCCACUGACACCAUCGAAGCCGAAGCAUUCCAGCAAGUCAAAGCUACCAGAGAAUAUAGACCCUAACGUUACUAGCCCUAAUCUGAAAGCCUUGAAUUCCCCAUCACUCAAAUCAGCGACUAAAGUCCAGAAAUCGGUGAUGAAGAAACCUAAUCAUAUCUCUUCGCCUUCUCCCAAGAACAAGAUUCGGGAGAGUAAGUUUGUGGUGGUGAAGAAGAAUUUGAAGAGAGACAAGGAUAAAACCCCGAUUUCAGUCGAUUGUAAGUGUAAGGCUAGUGGUAAUUUAGAAAAAUGUGUGUGUGUUGCUUAUGAGACUCUUAGGGCUUCUCAGGAAGGGUUUUUCAAUCGGAGUGAAGUUUCUGUUCAAGAAGAAAAUCUGAGUUUACCUGUAGGCCUUCAAGGAAAAUCCGAAGAAGAUUACGUUUUUGAGAUGUCCGGUGAUAAGAGGAGAAAGGAGAAAUUGUUGGAUGAAGCAAGAAAGAGCAUUCCUAAACCUGGAUCUGGAAGAGUUUUGCAUUUGGUCAAGGCCUUCGAGAAUAUUCUCACAUUACCAGAUUAA